This is a messenger RNA of Closterium sp. NIES-65, 977 nucleotides long. NCBI's taxonomy places the organism in Eukaryota, Viridiplantae, Streptophyta, Zygnematophyceae, Desmidiales, Closteriaceae. The record is from the annotation of a GenBank genome assembly.
AGCCCACAAGGGCGCGGACAGCAGCAGAGCGGCAACGGGCAGCACAGGCACGGGCAGCAACGGGCGACAACGGGCAGCACAUGCACGGGCAGCAACGGGCGGCAACGGGCAGCACAGGCACGGGCAGCAACAGGCAGCACAGGCUCGGGCAGCAACGAGCGGCAUCGGGCAGCACAGGCACGGGCAGCAUCAGGCAGCAACAGGCAGCACAGGCUCGGGCAGCAACGGGGCGGCAACAGGCAGCACAGGCACGGGCAGCAACAGGCAGCACAGGCACAGGCAGCAACGGGCGGCAACAGGCAGCACAGGCACGGGCAGCAACGGGCGGCAACGGGCAGCACAGGCACGCGCAGCAACGGGCGCAGCGGGCAGCACAGGCACGGGCAGCAACAGGCAGCAACGGGCAGCACAGGCACAGGCAGCAACGGGCGGGCAACAGGCAGCACAAGCACGGGCAGCAACAGGCAGCACAGGCACGGGCAGCAACGGGCGGCAACAGGCAGCACAGGCACGGGCAGCAACGGGCGGCAACGGGCAGCACAGGCUCGGGCAGCAACGGGCGGGCAACAGGCAGCACAAGCACGGGCAGCAACAGGCGGCAACGGGCAGCACAGGCACGGGCAGCAACAGGCAGCAACGGGCAGCACAGGCACAGGCAGCAACGGGCGGCAACAGGCAGCACAGGCACGGGCAGCAACAGGCAGCACAGGCACGGGCAGCAACGGGCGGCAACGGGCAGCACAGGCACAGGCAGCAGCGGGCGGCAACAGGCAGCACAGGCACGGGCAGCAACAGGCAGCACAGGCACGGGCAGCAACGGGCGGCAACAGGCAGCACAGGCACGGGCAGCAACGGGCGGCAACGGGCAGCCACAGGCACGGGCAGCAACGGGCUGGCAACGGGCAGCACAGGCACGGGCAGCAACGGGCGGCAACGGGCAGCACAGGCACGGGCAGCAACAGGCAGCACAGGCAUAG